AGUCACUAGGCCAAAGGCCCACCUUGGUGCCACCCAAACUGAAGGCCCUCGUCACCGGUCACUUCUGAAAGUCGACACCACACCAAACACUCGCCAACUAAACUCAAACUCGAAUAAAAACCCAGCCUUGCGCCACAGCGCAUGGCUUCCUUUUCACUCUCAUUCCUCUUCUCCACUUCUCGUCUCCGAUUCGUCUCCUCCGAAUAUUCGCCCACUCUCCACGCCACCCCAUUAUCUUCCUCACCAUCACUACUACUCUCUCCUCCUUCGAGACCCAUUCUCUCUCUCUUCACCGCAUCGAGGAGAGAGAAACUCUGUUGCAGAGCGGUGUCGUCGUCGGCGUCGGCGGCGGCUCGGAUGGCUGCGGAGAAGAAGGUUCAGGUGUUCGAUACCAAGGAUGAUCUGGCGGCGGAUUUGGCCAAGUACACCGCCGAUCUCUCCGACAAGUUUACUAAAGAGAGAGGCGCUUUCACCGUUGUUUUGUCCGGCGGAUCUCUCAUCGAUUACCUCAGGACUCGCUUUGAUUUUGAUUCUUUGAUUCCGAUUUCUGCGUUUUUCACUACUCUAGCUUUGUAUAUCCCUGAUAAUCUGGCUUGUUUAGCUUAG
Molecule: messenger RNA, 606 nt
Organism: Morus notabilis
Lineage: Eukaryota; Viridiplantae; Streptophyta; Magnoliopsida; Rosales; Moraceae
Product: probable 6-phosphogluconolactonase 4, chloroplastic
Exons: 2
Coding region: 142-606 (154 amino acids)
Source: RefSeq, a predicted model, not a curated record